UUCAUCAAACGUAUCACUUCAAAAGGAGCCAAAGCAGGAACUAAUACUCUCUACGAAAGUGUAAAACGCUUGUCACUUGUGUUUAAACGAUAUAUUUUUAUUUAAUCACAGGCUUUCCGGGUGGACAAAUGACGUAGUGCGUACCGGAAAACGUACACGGACGUAAUCCGAUUAUCUAAUCUUCAUAUAAAUCUUUGACAAUUUCUGGCACGGAUAUGAUAUGUGAAUCGUGUAACCUGUCCUGAUUGACUCUAACGCCUAUAAUGAUUAUUGUUGUUGUUUAGUUACGGCUGCUGAGACACAUAGGAUGUGUGAGAACGUGCUGUGGAUGAAGUGACCCUCACGACGGAGUGGUAAAUAUGUCAGUGUCAGCUUGUGAGCCGAAUGUUGUAGAUGGUGUGGAAUUGUUCAUAUUGUCGUUUCUGGAGCUACAAUUAGGCCCAGUGAUGGAGACCAGAGUGUUAAAGCUCUCCAGCAGGUGCAGGGUUUAGUGUCUUGUUUAGUGCCUCUGGCUCUGGUGCAGUAGGACGUUUCUUCUCAUGUUGCUCUUAACAAUUCGAGAACAUGAUCGGAUCCCCAGAUGUGGUGGCAUUUACCAAAGAUGAUGAUUUUGGAGAUUCUUUCCCAGACCAGUGCUCGAUCCCAGAGGAGUUCUCUGUGCCUUUGUUUCCUCAUGCAAACACCAAUCCGUGGUUAAAAACCUCCUAUGCAAAGUUCUCCAAGGAUUUCAUCCUUAUCUCAGAGUUCUCGGAGCAGGUCGGACCACAGCCGUUACUCACAAUUCCAAAUGAUCACAAAGUGUGUGGGACGUUUGACCUCAAUUACUUCUCCCUGCGCAUCAUGUCUGUGGACUACCAGGCUUCGUUUGUGGGUCAUCCACCAGGCACCAGCUACCCCAAGCUUAAUUUUGUCGAGGACUCCAAAGUCGUCCUUGGUGAUUCCAAGGAAGGGGCGUUUGCCUACGUGCAUCACUUGACCCUGUACGAUUUGGAGGCACGUGGCUUUGUACGUCCUUUUUGCAUGGCUUAUAUUUCAGCGGACGAGAGAAAGAUUAUGCAGCAGUUCCAGCUGCUCUCGUCCGGCUUUUCCAGGGCUUCCGAGUGCUUAAAAUCAGGGAACAGAAAAGCCUUUGCGAACGAACUGGAAAAGAAACUGAGCGACCUGGAAUACACCAGAUCCGUGCUUCACAAAGAGACCGAGCUGCAGAAAAUGAACAGCGGCUGUUACUCCACGCAGGUUAUUGAGAAAGCUAACGAACUGGCAAACGUGGAAAAGUCGAUCUACGAGCAUAAAGAUUUGCUGAGGCAGAUCACAUCAUAUCCUAACAGUAAAAGGACAGACUCUGAUCAGGUUCGGUGCGAGUCAGAUAACGGAGCUGAGACGAGUUCGGUGGACCACACACUGUCUUCUAAUCAUUCCGGACAUGAGGAGAAACACGUGGGGACAGAUAGCGGGAGUCAGCACCCGUCUUACGUCCCCCAGCUUAUUAAAGCAAAAUCUGCAAAAUGUUUCGAUAAACGCUUAAAAAACCUAGAGGAACUAUGUGAAUCUGCCUUUUUCCAUCAGACCAUGGACCAGCUGAACGCGAUCGAGAAGAGCUUCAGAGGCGAUCUUUGCUUUAUUUACAACAGCCAGAUUGACCGAGCUCUCUUAAGGAACCAGAAGAUCACCAGUUUUCUUUUUGAGUCGCAACGAGAUGAUGACGACGACGAAGAAGGCUGCUCCAGGAACCUUUAUUACCCAAACCUUGCCACACAUCACGCUUUGUCCAACUUCUCUGGUGAGCCUGUGAACCUCGAAUCCUAUGCUGAUGAUGCGGAGAGAAGUCAGAAUAGGCUGGUUCUUGAAACGGUAGACGGCCCUCAGGAGUCCAGUACCUCAGACGUUACACAGGAAACCUCGGAAGAUGCCAAUGACAAUGAAACGAAAGGGAGUUUCAGCAGUGACAGGAGCGUUGAGGCGUUUAUAAACCUUAGUCCGGGAAUUCCUGAUGUGUUUUCAAAGACGCCCAGCAGCAGCAUGGCUUGUCCCAUUACUUCCUCAUCUGAGGAACAAGGAAACGUUCUGCCUGUCGCUGCAGCUGCUGCAGGAAUGAUGUCCUCUUCGCUAGAAUGUGAAUCGGAUCUGAACCAUGGCGACAUGUUUGAAACCGAAGCUCUAGUUCAGAUGGACACAGCAUGUUGUAUGGGACAGGAUGGUUUUAUCUAUGAGGAGCCUUUACCUGAUCCAAAAGAAUGCUGCAGGGACACGGUGGUGAAGAGCGAGCCUCUGUCCCUGCUUCAGAGAGACCAUGUGCUACAAGCGGACUACGUCUUCGGAGAGUCUUUGCUGACUGUCCCAAGGCCCAGGGGGUUGAUGCUUCCUGAACUCAGCCCCAGCUCUGUGUCAGAGGAGAUGGUGAAAAUGAACGUGGAGGACGUUUCUGACAACGGCAGUCACGUGAGCACGUCCACCAGCUCCGACAGAGCAGCCUCUCCUUUCACCUAUGGCAGUCCCGUCACAACGAGGCUGAAGAAGAAGGCAGGCCACAGUGCGCUGAGGUUCAUCAGGCAGUACCCGUUUGCUCAGCAAGCCAUAUUCUGUCUUCUGAGUGGAAGAACGCUGGUGGUUCUGGGAGCUGAUGAAGGCACCGUGAGGAAGCUGGUGAACGCCUUGUUGAUAUUCGUGCCCAACCUCGGCAAGUAUGGUGAAAGCGUGCAGCCCUGGAUCUCCUCCUCAUUUCAGCUGAGCGACCUUCAGCGAUGGAAACUCGUUGGAGUGCAGAGGGUGGUUUCUCCAGCAGGUUCCAGCCUGCUCCAUUCCCUGAGCCGCUACAGCCGAUAUAUCGGCAUCCUGGACUGUGACAACAAGACGCUUCGAUGUCCAGCUUACAAAGGAACGCUAAUCAGUCAGAUGGCAGACCACAGGACGCAGAUCAAACGAGGCAGCACAUACUAUCUCCAUGUGCAGAGCAUAUUAACUCAGCUGACGGCGAAGGCCUUCCUUUACACGUUCUGUCAUCACCUUCACCUGCCCGUCAGCACAGACCAGGACGCCGACGCCGUCGUACUGCGCAGGACUAAUUUCUUGUUGCAGCUCGGCUACACCGAGGAGGAGAGCAAAAUAAUUCGCUUCUUGAGCGAGCUCAUCAAGCACCAUUACCUUCAGGGGCCUUUAAAAGGGGUCAGCCAGUCUUACUUCAGUUUCACUUAUACCACCAGCUAUUUGUAUAAAAUCUGAAUGUGCUCUUUGUUCAUUUAAGAAGUUAAACAUUCUGACUUUUUCCUUCUCUGGCGAAAUCAGGAGACCAAGAAAUUUGAAUGUAUUUGAUUCCAGUGAAUUUAUUUAUCUCUUUUUUUUUUCCCAGUGUUUGCUUUACAACGGAUGGUCCGGUGUCAUCAGUGUGAUUUGCGAAUGUUUCCGAUCUUGUCUAAAGUCUAGUUCAACAAUGAACACAAACAGAAUUUCCUUUGAAGAGCCAGUUUAGGGAUGUUUUGGGCAGCAUUUAUCAAGAGGUGACUAUUUAUGUCACUACGGCAUUUACGCUGUAAGCUUUCGCCGUAGAUGUGUUCUUUAACCUCGUGUACUGAUUUAUUUCCAUUGCAAUCCAAGAGCAGUAAGUUAACCAUCUAUUCACAAGGUUCUGAUGGUGAUGCUGUAAAAUACUGACGCUCGAAUUCAGCACCUUUUCCUUCAGAAAUGCGUCUUCUGUGUUACUCUUUAUUCCACUGUAUAAAUACUGUAAGUUAUCGCAAAGAAAACCGAACAGCGGUUUUGGAACUGACUAAAGUUUUAAGCAAGCAAACUGUCACGUGUGUUUUUAGCUCUGCUACGUCCUUCGGUUUGAAGAAAGUUCUGCAUGGGGGGAAAAAAGUAGAACUUCAGUAGUGGAGAAGUGUUAGAUGACAUCCUGCGUGUUUGGAAAACGCUCAGGCGAACGACACGGCAGCACUCGUUUCUCUUACACGUGGAUUUUGUUUAGUCUGACAUACAAUGACGUGCAAUGAUAUAAUGUUGUCUUGGUGUUGUGUGCAAAUAGUGUGAGCAUGAGAACUUGAUGGAGUGGCUUUUUUUUUUUUUUUUAGUGGAUUCAGUUAAGAAUCACAAUCAUGAGGAGUGACAUGGAAGUGAUCGUUUUUGCCUCAACACACACACACACACACACACACACACACACACACACACACACAUCACUCAGUAUGCUAACAUCACCUUUACGCUAUGCUUGCUGCUGCAUGAUGAUGGGAGUUGAAGUCCAAAAAAGAAGUUUUGUAAAGGCCACCAGUUUCCAGUUAUUUUUAAUAUAACUUGCUUUCCAUUUGUGAUCUAACCGAUCGAGAAGAGUCUUAAAAUAUCCUGUAUGUGACCUGCAUUCUGACGAAUGUUAACAAGCCAUACCAUAUUCUACAUUAUUUCAUUAUGUAAUGGCUUUAUGUUUUCUUUCCUUUUACGUAAGCUCUUUUUUUUUUUUUUGUCCAAAUCAUAACUGAGAAGAUUGUUGCUCUUAAGAGUACAUAUAACGUAUUGUGAUAUUUGUCUGGGGUGCAGUAAGACAUUGUGUUUUUAUUGAAAACGAUUUGUGAAUGUUCAAGUGAUAUUUUUCGGGGCAUUAUUCAAGUACGUUGAGUUGUUGCCCACUAUGUUUUCUGCCUUAAAGGUUCAUUAAAAUAUUAAAAUAUUACUAAAUUGA
Molecule: messenger RNA, 4669 nt
Organism: Tachysurus vachellii
Lineage: Eukaryota; Metazoa; Chordata; Actinopteri; Siluriformes; Bagridae
Gene: smcr8a
Product: Smith-Magenis syndrome chromosome region, candidate 8a
Exons: 2
Coding region: 565-3219 (884 amino acids)
Cellular component (GO): guanyl-nucleotide exchange factor complex
Molecular function (GO): GTPase activator activity
Source: RefSeq, a predicted model, not a curated record